Humulus lupulus (European hop) is the source of this 1482-nucleotide messenger RNA. RefSeq lists its product as uncharacterized. Bases 1 to 1482 code for a protein of 493 amino acids. Gene Ontology annotation, molecular function: DNA binding. The record is from RefSeq and is a predicted model, not a curated record. Lineage: Eukaryota; Viridiplantae; Streptophyta; Magnoliopsida; Rosales; Cannabaceae. The transcript has 2 exons.
AUGAGUAGAAAAGAUCCUGCUUGGAAGUAUAGUGUUGAAAUAGAAGUGCCGGAAAAAGGUGGAAAAAAAGGAUACAAGUAUUUAAAGUGUAAUUUUUGUAGUAAAGAUAUUAAGGGAGGGGUGAAGAGAGUGAAAGAACAUCUUGCUUGUACACACAAAGAUGUAAAACCAUGUCCUAAAGUACCUAAAGAAGUCAAGGAGGAGAUAAGUCAAUAUUUGAAAGACUAUGAAACUACAAAAUUUAUUUCUCAACGAAAGUUUGAUGAGGCGGUGGAUUGUGGAUCCUACUUUGGUGAUGGACCUAGUGGUUUUGGUAGUGGCAAUCCUUUGGAGGGUGUGAAUUCUUGUCCUAGCAAUAGUUCUAGAGGUGUUAGAGGGCCUAUGGAUCGAUUUAUGGAGAAUAAAGGAGAUGAGGAAAAUGAAAAAAAUACCGCUGCCACAAAAAUGACUCCAACGAGUGCUAAAGAGCAUCGAAAUCAAGUAUGUUUAGAUAUUGGGAGAUUCUUUUUUGAGAAUGGGAUCCCAUUUAAUUGUGCAAGAAGCCCAUCAUAUUUCAAUAUGUUGCGUUCGGUUGGGAAUUAUGGUCGAGGAUUGAAAGCUCCAACAAUGCAUGAAAUGAGGACUUGGAUACUAAAAGAAGAAGAGAAGACAACAUCCGAAAUUGUGAAUGAGAUCAAAGCAACAUGGAAACGAACAGGGGUUUCAUUAUUAUCAGAUGGUUGGUCAGAUAUGAGAAAUAGGAGUCUGAUCAAUUUUCUAGUUAACAAUCCCUAUGGGACUGUUUUUUUGAAAACUAUUGAUGCAUCAGAUUGUGUAAAAGAUGCACAAAAAUUGUUUGAAUUGCUUGAUGAUGUUGUUGAAGAAAUUGGAGAAGAUAUUGUCAUUCAGGUGGUCACAGAUAAUGCAAGUGCAUACAAGGCCGCUGGAAGAUUAUUAAUGGAGAAGAGAAAAAGCUUGUAUUGGACUCCGUGUGCUGCUCAUUGUAUUGAUUUGAUGCUUGAGAAAAUUGGAGAAUUGCCACAACAUAAAAAUGCUUUGCUUAAAGCAAAGAGAGUUAGCAAUUUCAUCCAUAACCAUCAAUGGGUGUUGAGUUUAACAAGAAAAUUUGCAAAGAAAGAUCUUCUUCGACCAGCUGUCACACGAUUCGCCACUGCCUUUCUAACUUUAGAAAGUAUGCAUCAAUUGAAGCAACCACUACAAAUGAUGUUUGUUUCAAAAGAAUGGUCAAGUUGUGCAUGGGCAAAGAAACCUGAAGGGAAAGCUGUGAAGAAAAUCAUAAUGAAUGAUAAUACAUUUUGGCCUAGUGUGGUUUAUUCCAUAAAAACCACAAAGCCCCUUGUGAAUGUUUUAAGAAUAGUUGAUGGUGAGAAGACACCGGCAAUGGGAUUUAUUUAUGGUGCUAUGGAUGAGGCAAAAGAAAAGAUAGCAAAGAACUUAGAUGGAGACAUGGAGUCCCAAUGUUUCCGAGCAUCCAGAGAUUAA